AUGGAAAUAAAACAAGUUUUUAACAUGGUUAUUACCCUGGAAGGCCCACUGGGAUUUCGGUGUCUGCUGCUCUCGCUUCUGCUCCUCGUAGCCUCGGAAGAGGGCAGCUGCCAGGUUCAGUACUCGGUCCCGGAGGAGGCUAAACACGGCACCUUCGUAGGCCGCAUCGCGCAGGACCUGGGCCUUGAGCUGGCGGAACUGGUGCCGCGCCUUUUCAGAGUGGAGUCCAAAGGUCGCAGGGAUCUUCUGGAGGUAAAUCUGCAGAAUGGCAUUUUGUUUGUGAAUUCUCGGAUCGACCGGGAGGAGCUGUGUGGGCGGAGCACAGAGUGCAGCAUCCACCUGGAGGUAAUCGUGGACAGGCCGCUGCAGGUUUUCCAUGUGGAAGUGGAGGUGAAGGACAUUAAUGACAACCCGCCUGUGUUUCCUUUAAAGGAACAAAGAGUGCUGAUUUACGAAUCAAGGCUGCCAGAUUCUCUGUUUCCACUAGAGGGCGCAUCAGAUGCGGAUGUUGGGUCAAAUUCUGUCUUAACCUAUAGACUCAGUUUCAGCGAAUACUUCGCCCUAGAUGUGAAAACAAACAGUGAUGACAAUACACAAAUUGGGCUCGUGUUAAGGAAAUCCUUGGACAGAGAGGAAGCACCCGAGCAUAACUUAUUUCUGACAGCCACUGACGAAGGCAAACCUGAACUCACAGGCACUGCUCAGGUGCUGGUCACUGUGCUGGACGUGAAUGACAAUGCUCCCAGUUUCGAACAGACUGAAUAUGAAGUAAGAAUACUUGAAAACUCGGGCAAUGGAACAAUAGUAAUCAGACUUAAUGCUUCUGAUCGGGAUGAAGGAGUGAAUGGGGAGAUUUCAUACUCUUUUAAUAGUCUUGUUCCAACCAUGGUUAGCGACCAGUUUAAAAUAGAUCCAAAUACUGGAGAAAUAGCAAUUAGAGGGAAUUUAGAUUUUGAGAAUGUAAAUUUAUACAAAAUUCGUAUUGACGCGACGGACAAAGGCCACCCACCCAUGGCUGGUCAUUGUACCGUUUUAUUGAAGGUUUUGGAUAAAAAUGAUAAUGUCCCUCAGAUUACAUUGACUUCCUUAUCCUUGCCUGUCCGAGAGGACGCUCAGUUAGGUACUGUAAUUGCCCUAAUUAGUGUGUCAGAUCUCGACUCAGGUGCCAACGGCCAAGUGACCUGCUAUCUGACACCCCAUGUUCCCUUCAAGCUGGUGUCCACCUUCAAGAACUACUAUUCGCUGGUUGUGGACAGCGCCCUGGACCGCGAGAGCGUGUCGGACUAUACUCUAGUAGUGACCGCGCGGGACGGAGGCUCGCCUUCGCUGUGGGCCACGGCCAGCGUGUCCGUGGAGGUGGCCGACGUGAACGACAACGCGCCCGCGCUGCUGCCGCUGCCUGGGGCGGGCGGCGGCGCGGGCGCGGUGAGCGAGCUGGUGUGGCGGUCGGUGGGCGCGGGCCACGUGGUGGCGAAGGUGCGCGCGGUGGACGCGGACUCUGGCUACAACGCGUGGCUGUCGUACGAGCUGCAGCCGGCGGCGGGGGGCGCGCGCAGCCCGUUCCGCGUGGCGCUGUACACGGGCGAGAUCAGCACGACGCGCAGCCUGGACGAGGCGGACUCGCCGCGCCAGCGCCUGCUGGUGCUGGUCAAGGACCACGGCGAGCCGGCGCUGACGGCCACGGCCACCGUGCUGCUGUCGCUGGUGGAGAGCGGCCAGGCGCCCAAGGCGUCGUCGCGGGCGUUGGCGGGCGCGGCGGGCGCGGAGGCGGCGCUGGUGGACGUCAACGUGUACCUGAUCGUCGCCAUCUGCGCCGUGUCCAGCCUGUUGGUGCUCACGCUGCUGCUGUACACGGCGCUGCGGUGCUCGGCGCCGCCCACGGGGGGCGCGUGCGCGCCUGGGAAGCCCACGCUGGUGUGUUCCAGCGCGGUGGGGAGCUGGUCGUACUCGCAGCAGAGGCGGCAGAGGGUGUGCUCUGGGGAGGGCGCGCCCAAGACCGACCUCAUGGCCUUUAGCCCUAGCCAUCCACCCUGUCCAUUAGUGGGUGAUAUGAGCCAGCAUCAGGAUUUAAAUGAUGAUCAUUGUGCCAAGGUAAGCCUGAAUUUUCAUACUUAA
Messenger RNA from Hyaena hyaena (striped hyena), 2115 nucleotides. RefSeq names its product protocadherin alpha-6-like. NCBI's taxonomy places the organism in Eukaryota, Metazoa, Chordata, Mammalia, Carnivora, Hyaenidae. Bases 1 to 2115 code for a protein of 704 amino acids. Gene Ontology annotation, molecular function: calcium ion binding. Gene Ontology annotation, biological process: homophilic cell-cell adhesion. The transcript has a single exon. The record is from RefSeq and is a predicted model, not a curated record. Gene Ontology annotation, cellular component: plasma membrane.